AUGGUCGCCUUUCCACCCCAGCAAGUCCAGCAGCCAGCAUUGCAGCAGCAACCAGUACUGCAGCAACAGCAGCAGCAUUAUUUUCGAUUCAAGGAGUUCCCACAGUUCCAAUCGGCUGAGGUGACGCAGCAAUUCCCUCCACCAAACACUGUCAAUACCCAAUUCCAGCCUAACCUAGUACAUCAGGCUCCACAGGUCGCUCCUCAGCAGCAUAUUCCUAACCCACCGUCUGCUCCAAUUAAGGUCAACAAGGAGAAGUUCCUGCGCAGUGAAACGCCAAAGAUUUACGAUCAGCAGUUCAGGAUCAAGCUGAUGUGUUAUCACGCUUGUAUCAGUGGAGAAUGA
This is a messenger RNA of Ostertagia ostertagi, 345 nucleotides long. The record is from the annotation of a GenBank genome assembly. NCBI's taxonomy places the organism in Eukaryota, Metazoa, Nematoda, Chromadorea, Rhabditida, Trichostrongylidae.